Schizophyllum commune H4-8 is the source of this 3941-nucleotide messenger RNA. RefSeq names its product CNH-domain-containing protein. The transcript is spliced from 7 exons. Gene Ontology annotation, biological process: intracellular signal transduction. Gene Ontology annotation, molecular function: guanyl-nucleotide exchange factor activity. The record is from RefSeq and is a predicted model, not a curated record. Bases 161 to 3619 code for a protein of 1152 amino acids. NCBI's taxonomy places the organism in Eukaryota, Fungi, Basidiomycota, Agaricomycetes, Agaricales, Schizophyllaceae.
CCCGUCGCUCAACGACUCAGACGAUCGCGCGAGUGUGGCGAGCGACCCCAGCGAGCUGCCCUGGCGACUGCAUGUCGAUACCGCCGCAGCCCAAGCGGCCAAUCCUCCAUCUUCCGUUCGCUCCUCUCUCGUCUCAGCCUCCCCCUCGGGGUCCGAGACGAUGCUCAACGACGCGUCUGGCUCGUCAUCGCGCCGGUCGUCCGACUCCACGCGGACAAUGCCGCGCCUCAAUGGCCCUCGGCGCGAGCGUAACGCCCAAGACCGAUCCAUGUCCAUGUCCGCCGCCUCUAACAACAUGCGUUCCGUCUUUGAGACCAUCCACGCCAACACCGCCACCGCCGCUGCCGCGACGAAGCGACCCAAAUCGCCCAAUCACAAGCGGAAGACGCCCAUCGUGUAUCCCGCGCUGCUCUCGCGUGUGGCGGAGGCGUUCCGCGACCGCAUCCAACUGUCAGACCGCGUUAAGGACGGCCUCACAUACAAGAACGCGUUCGAUGGGCGAGAAGCUGUUGACAAGAUCGCGUACAUCAUCAAGACUACCGAUCGCACGCUCGCGCUGCUCCUUGGUCGUGCGCUUGACGCGCAAAAAUUCUUCCACGAUGUCACUUACGACCAUCGACUGCGCGACUCGCCCAAUGAGCUCUACCAGUUCCGUACGACCCUUCCCAGUCCAUUCGUGUCCGGUGAGACGGUGCAACCGCCACCACAACCGGAGGAAGAGGAGGCGGACGAGUCACCCUUGCCAUCAGGUGUCUUCACCCUGCUCACGGACUGCUAUAGUCCAACUUGCUCGCGUGAUGCACUAUGUUACUCCAUCGUCUGCCCUCGACGACUGGAACAGCAAGCGCGGUUGAGCAAGCAGCAACAGCAUCAGCAGCAACAUCCAUCCUCCGAGGCUCUACACUUGAAGAUCGACAAGGCGAAGGAGAUGGACGACGAAGCUGAGAAGCAGGACCGCGACGAGGCAGAUGCUCUCGGCGAGGCCACUUUGUGGAUACAUACCGUACCCAAGGAGAUCGUUGACUCCGUAUCCGACAAGGAGAAGAAGCGACAAGAGGCCAUCAAUGAGGUCAUCUAUACCGAGCGGGACUUCGUGCGCGACAUGGAGUACUUGCGGGAUUUCUGGAUCAAGCGUCUACAAGACUCGGACGUCAUCCCCAUCGAGCGACGGACGCAGUUCCUCGAGCAGGUCUUCUGGAACGUCUUCGACAUCAUCGCCGUCAACACGCGCCUGCGCGACGCGCUCACGAAGCGGCAAAAGUCGUACGCCGUCGUCGAGAAGAUAUCCGACAUCUUCCUCGACGCCGUGCCGCACUUCACACCGUUCAUCUCGUAUGGCGCGCACCAGAUGUAUGGGAAGUACGAGUUUGAGAAGGAGAAGAGCUCGAACCCGGCAUUCGCGCAGUUCGUGGAGACGACGGAGCGAUUGCCCGAGUCGCGCAAGCUCGAGUUGAAUGCGUACUUGACGAAGCCGACGACGCGUCUUGCGAGGUACCCAUUGCUUCUCGGUGCGGUGCUUAAGCAUACGCCACCGGACUCGCCGGACGCGGAGGGUUUGCCGAAGGUCAUUGAGAUGGUUCGCGAGUUCCUCAAGCGCGUCAACGAGGAGAGCGGGAAGACGGAGAACCGGUUCAACCUGAUUCAGCUCGACCAGCAACUCAUCUGGAAGCAGGGUGACGAGGUGAACUUGCGACUACGUGACGAGGGGCGUGAGCUGGUGUACAAGGGCACCCUGGCGCGGCGUGGCGGUGAGAGCGGCGACCUUGUGGUUUGGUUGUUCGACCACGCGGUCUUGUUCGCGAAGUCCAGCAAGGCGAAGGGUCAUGGUGAGAUGUUCAAAGUCUAUCGAAGACCAAUACCUUUGGAGCUUUUGGCCAUUGCGGCGUCUGCGGAUGACAUGUCGGGUGGCAGGAAGAAAGGCUUGACGCGGCGCGGGUCGUUUGGCUCAAUGAGCACGGCCGGCAACCCAUUGUCCCUUACUCCCGCCUCCACCCUUGGCCACUCCGCCACCAAUCUCGCUUUGGACGCGUCCCCGGACGGUGACUCACCAGCAACCACUGAAGGCAACUCCGCCAUCACCCACAAGUCGUCCGUCCUGCCAUUCUCUGGAGCUUCAGACAAGGACAAAGCCGCCUACUGGAUCUCUUUCACCCACCUCGGCCGCAAGGCGUACAAUCUCACCCUCUACGCUCCCUCGCCCGUCGCCCAGAAGAAGUGGGUCGAGGCGAUCCUCAAGCAGCAAGCCGUCAUGCGCGACCGCAGCCGGUUCUUUGAGAUGCACAUCAUCAGCGAGGGCUUUUUCUCCAGUGGACGGGUGGACCCUCUGCCGCACUCGGGGCCGGCGCACCUGACGAGGCCGAGCCAGUCGCGCUCGAAUGGUGUGAGUGCGACGGCGGCGAGGAUGGGCCCGAGUGGCGCGGGAUGGGGCGGCGGGCGCGUCAAUUGCGCUGCGCCGUUUGCGGGCGGCAGGAGGAUCGUGUACGGGACGGACGACGGUGUAUAUAUGAGCGACCUGCGCGAGCCGGGGAGGGAGCCGCAGAAGGUCGUUGCGCUGCUCGACGUCAGCCAGGUAGACGUCCUUGAGGACUACCAGUUGCUGAUCGUGCUGUCGGAGCGGCAAGUUAUCACAUUCCCUUUGGAUGCAUUGGACCCCAUAGACCCAAUGGCGCCUUUGAAGCGGGCGAAGCGCAUUUCGUCGCACACGUCCUUCUUCAAGGCUGGCUUCUGCUUGGGGCGAGUGCUGGUGUGCAUCGUGAAGAGCUCGCAGCUCUCCAGUACGUUCAAGACCCUGGAACCCAUCGACCAGAACGUUCGCGGACGGGCAAAGCCGACCUUCCGCAAGCUUCUGCAGGGCGGCAACGACACGCUGAAGCUAUUCAGGGAGUUCUACAUUCCCGUUGAGUCGACCUCGAUUCAUUACCUGAAGACGAAGAUGUGUGUUGGAUGCUCCCGAGGGUUCGAGAUCGUCGAUCUGGAGACGCUCGAUACGCAAGGGCUCCUUGACCCGAACGACGAGAGUCUUGAGUUCGUCCACAGCAAGACGAACCUGCGACCCAUGGCGAUCUACAGAAUACAGAACGAGUUCUUGCUCUGCUACGAUGAAUUUGCCUUCUACGUGAACAAGACUGGCAGGAGAUCUCGCAAGGACUUCAUGGUGUACUGGGAAGGCAAUCCUACAGGGUUUGCUCUUCACGAACCAUAUGUUCUCGCCUUCGAACCCAGUUUUGUUGAGAUCCGACAUAUCGAGACCGGCCACAUGUCCCAGGUCAUCCAGGGCAACAACCUCCGCCUCCUCUUCGCCGACACCCCUCCCUCUGUGCAGAACGGCGGCAGCAUGUACUAUAACUCCAACCCAUACCAGCCGCCGGCGCACACCGGCUACGACUACAACCCGUAUGCCAACCCUGGAUACGGCUACCCGCAACGACCACCACAGCAGCCGUAUAUGCAGCAGUUCCCUACGCCCAAUCCGUAUAUGCGGAACGUCCAGGGCGUCGGCCGGGACGAGAUCAUCCUCGUCUCAGACGACAAGGUGCUUACCCUCCGACCCACCAUGCCGCCGCCCGGGCAGCAGCAGUUCGUGUCGGACACCGCGUCGGUGCGGUCCAUGCCGAGGUAGUAUGUAGCUGUCGCGCACGCGUGCUCUCCGCUGUCUUGUUUUCGUCGGCGAUCCCCAACCUCUGUACAUGAUGACUGAUCUCUUCCCCUAUCGUCUCUCAUUCUCUUCCCGCAUCGCACUACCUAACUUAUCACCUUUCUCUUCCUGCGAGGGCGCCGCCGGCGUCUCUUGCCUGCACGAUCUGAUUUAUGUCCGCGUGCUACUCACGACCUCGCCCCACUAGUCCCUGUUCUCUUUAUCUUCGUUCUUGCAUAGUACGUACUAAGUAGCAUAGUAUCUCUCAUUGUUGUGAUAUAUACUCAAUGAUUUUUCGGGGGAGACU